This is a messenger RNA of Odocoileus virginianus texanus, 2406 nucleotides long. The record is from RefSeq and is a predicted model, not a curated record. Lineage: Eukaryota; Metazoa; Chordata; Mammalia; Artiodactyla; Cervidae.
UCCAUGGGGCACCUUUCCCAUCAAGGUGUUAAACGUUCAAGCUUAAGAUUACCAUGUCUGACCAUGCCAAAAACAGGUUGUCUGGCCGGCUCUGAGUCUCCUGGUGAAGUCACAAAGGAGCUUGCUCUGUGAAGUAUGGGACUUUCGAUGAGAUCACAAUGGGUGUUCGGACCCAAAGGAAAACAUGAAAGUCACCUGACAGCGUGGUGCCCAGCCAACCAGCUAUACGAAUUUUGAAGAUUUUUUAAGAACUUAGCCUCCAGAACAGCCUUCUUCAUAAAGUGAAAAGGGGCAGUGGCAACAGCGGAUGAGUUUCAAGGAAUCCCUUUCUUGCCAAGGGGCAGAGUUAAUUAUAUUUGGAACCCGUGACAACUCAUAAUGGGGAGAAGCUUCUAAGUGAGGAGAAACGAACUUCAGGUCAUGAAAAUAUGGAGAACAAAUGGUUUUUGUUGAUGGUUCGAGAUGACUUCAAAGGUGGAAAAAUUACCCUAGAGAAAGCUCUGAAAUUACUUGAAAAAUUAGAUAUACGGUGCAAUACUAUACAUGUGAAAUAUAUUUUUAAGGAUAAUGACAGGCUGCAACAAGGAAGAAUCACCAUAGAAGAAUUUAGAACAAUUUAUCGAAUUAUUACAUACAGAGAAGAAAUUGUUGAGAUUUUCAACACGUAUUCUGAAAACCGGAAAAUUCUUUUAGAAAAGAACCUGGUCCAAUUUUUGAUGCGAGAGCAGUAUACACUUGACUUCAGUGAAAGUAUUGCUUCUGAGAUCAUUCAGAAAUAUGAGCCUAUUGAAGAAGUUAAACAAGCACACCAGAUGUCAUUUGAAGGUUUUAGAAGAUACAUGGAUUCAUCUGAAUGUCUGAUAUUUAAUAAUGAGUAUGGUCAUGUUUACCAAGAUAUGACUCAUCCAUUGACUGAUUAUUUUAUUUCAAGUUCACAUAAUACAUACUUGAUAUCUGACCAAUUAUGGGGACCAAGUGACCUUUGGGGAUAUGUAAGUGCCCUUGUGAAAGGAUGCCGCUGUCUGGAAAUUGACUGCUGGGAUGGAUCACAAAAUGAACCUAUUGUAUACCAUGGCUAUACAUUCACCAGCAAGCUUCUGUUUAAAACUGUUAUCCAAGCGAUACACAAAUACGCAUUCCUAGCAUCUGAGUACCCAGUGGUGCUGUCUUUAGAAAAUCACUGCUCCCCUUCCCAACAAGAAGUGAUGGCCGACAGUUUGCUCGCUACUUUUGGGGAUGCCUUGCUGUCAUAUACACUUGAUAAUUUUUCAGACAGACUACCUUCACCAGAGGCAUUAAAAUUCAAAAUAUUAGUUAGAAACAAGAAAAUAGGAACCUUACGUGAAACCCUUGAAAGGAGAGGUUCUGAUAUGCAUGGGCAGGUAGAGGAAUAUGAAGAAGAGGAGGAGGUGGAACAAGAGGAGGAUGGAAGUGGUGCCAAAGAACCAGAACCAGUGGGUGAUUUUCAAGAUGAUUUGGAAAAAGAAGAACAGUCGAAACGGGUGGUCAGAAUCCCACUCUUCAGGAAAAAGAAGAUAAAAAUAUCUAUGGCCCUAUCUGAUCUUGUCAUUUAUACUAAAGUUGAGAAGUUCAAAAGUUUUCAUCAUUCAAAUUUAUAUCAACAAUUUAAUGAAAGCAACUCUAUUGGGGAGUCCCAAGCCCGAAAACUUACAAAGUUGGCAGCCAGGGAAUUUAUUCUUCACACCAGGAAGUUCAUUACCAGAGUAUAUCCCAAAGCAAUAAGAGCUGACUCUUCUAAUUUUAAUCCUCAAGAAUUUUGGAAUGUAGGUUGUCAAAUGGUGGCUUUAAAUUUCCAGACCCCUGGUCUCCCUAUGGAUCUUCAAAAUGGGAAAUUUUUGGAUAAUGGUUGUUCUGGAUAUGUUUUAAAACCACGCUUCCUAAGAGAUAAAAAAACAAAGUUUAAUCCACAAGGCUGUGAUACAGUUUGUUCUGCUGAAUUCUUGAAUUUACUGAUUUUUGUGCAGCUUAUCAGUGGUAUCCAGUUGCCUCCCAGUUAUCAAAACAAAGCUGAUACCCUAGUGAUUGUAGAAAUUUUUGGGGUUCCAAACGACCAAAUGAAGCAGCAGAGUCGUGUAAUUAAAAAAAAUGCUUUUAAUCCAAGAUGGAAUGAAACAUUCACAUUUGUUAUUCAGGUGCCAGAAUUAGCAUUGAUUCGUUUUGUUGCUGAAAAUCAGGGUUUCAUAGCUGGAAAUGAAUUUCUUGGACAAUAUACUUUACCAGUUCUAUGCAUGAACAGAGGUUACCGUCGUGUUCCUCUGUUUUCCAAACUGGGUGAGAGUCUUGAGCCCGCUUCCCUUUUUAUUUAUGUUUGGUACAUCAGAUAGCCACUCAUGGUAUUUGACAUAGCAUUAGCUUACACAUUGCAAUAAAACAGUCUAGAAUGAA